This is a messenger RNA of Aspergillus steynii IBT 23096, 1110 nucleotides long. RefSeq lists its product as uncharacterized. The record is from RefSeq and is a predicted model, not a curated record. The transcript is spliced from 4 exons. Bases 1 to 1110 code for a protein of 369 amino acids. Lineage: Eukaryota; Fungi; Ascomycota; Eurotiomycetes; Eurotiales; Aspergillaceae.
AUGACAUCCCACAAUGCCGCGCUUCAUGAAGACUGGGGUAUGACCCUAUGGAUCGUGAAUAGUGUCUUUAUUGCGCUAGCUACCAUGGCUGUCAUCGCAAGAUUCUACGCGAGAAAGCUACGAAAGUUAUCUCUGGGCGUGGAUGACUGGGCAAUCCUUUUCGCUUUGCUUCUCGACUGGGCCUUAUACGGCCUAUUUGUUGGAUGCCGAAAUUAUGGUCUCGGAAGACAUCGCGGUAUCAUCUCCGACGCAGACGUGCUACGAAUGCUGAAACUCCUGUAUUACUUCCAAAUUUUCUAUAUCCUCGCGCCACCAACUGUCAAGCUAUCGCUUCUAUUCCUAUACAAACGAAUCUUCGUUUCGUCGCGCUUCCUCAUCAUAGUCUACAUCGUGGGCGCCAUUAUUUCGAUUUGGGCAAUUAUCAUGGUGUUCCUCGGCAUCUUCAACUGCAAGCCGAUCAGCGCUUUCUGGACGGGAGAAGGGAAAUGCAUUCCCUUGCGAGAAUUUGCAAUCGGAUACGCCGUUGUAAAUAUCGCUACUGACGUGGCCGUUUGGUUGAUGCCGAUCCCAAAUAUGUGGAGAUUACAACUACCACUCGCGCAGAAGGUUGCCUUGACCUUCAUUUUUGCGUUGGGAAUUUUUGACUUCAUCGCUGCUAUCAUCCGCCUAAUUGCCUCUAUGCUAGUCCUCGGCAACUGGGACGUAACAUACGACUACGCGCGCGGCUUCAUGUGGUCGAUUAUUGAAGUAUCGGUUGGGAUCAUAUGUACCUGUCUGCCUACAAUGCGGAUUAUCUUGCGAUCGGCAUUCAACGGCAAGCUAGGUCGAAUGCUUGGGUUUUCGAGCUUGACGCCUCAUCGACAGAGUACAGGUCGACGACCAUGGAUUCGAUCAAUGAACUACGACGAGAUUCAGGGCCCGUGGAUGAUUCGUGAUGGAGGGUGCCAUCAGCAUAAUAGUGAUGUUACAGCUACUAGUGGGACCAUGACUAGGACCGUGAGCUCGGAGAGAGAGGCAGGAGAGAGUGGAAUUCGAGUUCUGGAGGAGGUGAAGGUCGAGUUACAGGACAUUAAGCCUGUUGUGGGUACCGCGAGGAAUAGGUUCUACUGA